GGGAGCAAGUGGGUGGGGGUCUAAGGAGAAAUAAGCGGAAUACAUUUUUGGGGAGAAAGAGGGAAAGAGCAGGAGAGAGAGAAGUCAAUGAGAAAAACAUUCCAUGUGAAUGGCAAGGGCGGGAAGCUGGAGGAAAAGCUCAUUCUUUAAGGAGUCUUUCUCUGGGACUGCUGGACUGCUUCUAUCAUGUUCUCAGACACCAGAGCGCCUGGGGAGCACAGAGGCGUUCAACACAGCAACCCUCAUCUCGACCUCUGGCUUCACAAUGGACUCAGGGCCCACCACAGUAAAAUGGGACUCAAUGGGCAGCGCAGGCGGGCUGACGCCAACCUUACCUAUCCCAACAGAGCCAAGGAGGUAGGCUUUACAUCACAAGAGGUGAUGAACAACAUACAUGGGAAGGAAAGGACGGGUCCCCAUUUGAAUGAACUGGGUCUGGAGGCUAGGAGACAGCACUUCGGCUUGUGGGAGCAUCAUGUGCAGCCAGAUUUGAGCAGCCAAGCGGGCAGUCCUUCCAGGUGGGGCCAUGGCCAGUCUCCAGAGCCAGGCCUGAGACACAGGUCAUCUGUCAGGGACCACUACACAGAAUGCUCCUUUGUUGGGAACCCCCGCCAGACUUUACCACACCCUUCAGUCAGGAAGUACGUGAAGGCCCCCGUCCUCUGCCCCGCUCCGCCAACACAGUUCAAAGGUCAAGACGGCUGUAAAGUGCCUGUUUGUUUGGAGGACCAGCUUUGGGGCUAUUCUAGACAGACUUGUCAGAAAGACCUUCAUACAUCCAGCUGGGUGGAUUCAGCCACAGCCACACAGGGCUUACCAAGACACCAGAGUUUCAGUUCCACCUUGAGUUCCAACAAAAAGAAUGUCCGAAACAGCCAGAGAGACUUGACUAGACCUGUAAGCGGACCAGAGACCAAACUACACCAGAAAGACUUGACUAGACCUGUAAGCGGACCAGAGACCAAAUUACACCAGAAAGACUUGACUAGACCUGUAAGCGGACCAGAGACCAAAUUACACCAGAAAGACUUGACUAGACCAGUAAGCGGACUAGAGACCAAAUUACACCAGAAAGACUUGACUAGACCUGUGGAGGGUUACAAUGGACCCAGCUCUCUGCAUGAGGUCAUCUUCUCCACAGAGGUUCCUCAGAGAGAUAUGGGAGGUCCCACUCUCAAACCUCAGCAGAGUCCCAGUAAGCCCUGUCCCGCCCCAGAGGACGUCCAGACCAGGCCCCCCAGUGGUGACCAGGGCUCCAGGAGUGGGUCAGGCCUGACUGGGUCAAAGAAGCACCAGAAGGUGGUCCGGGAUCAGAUCCGGAAAGUGGUGGAGAACUUGGAGGAGGUUCUAGGAGGCCUGAAGGACAUCCAUCAGGAGAUGAAGGAGGUGGUACAGCAAAUUGAGCUGCUGACCUCAUCCAUUGACCUGAGUGAAGAGGAGGCCAGCCCCAGCCUGCCCAUCGACAGCAGCUCCACCUCCAGCUCCAGUGGAGUGGCGAAGGGCAGCAGCCACCAGAGGCUCAGGGGUGUGGAGGCCAGGCAGGGGGAAGCAGCUCUGUCUUCCCCCAUCAGGACUAACUCACAUCAGCCUCACAACCCUGCCUCCAGCCCGGUCUGCCUCCCCCACCAACCUGCUCCCAGCCCUCAUAGGAGUAGCCCUGUUUGCCCUCCCACCCCUGUUCUUUCCCCCCUCAGUACCAACCCACCUCACCCCAACACCCCUGCUCCCUCAGUCAAGAGUCAGCGUUACCCACACAAUCCUGCUUCUUACCCCAAAAAGAGCAGUCUACAUUACCCCCUCAACCCUACUCUCUUUCACAACCUUGGGCUUUCCCCCAAAAAAAGUAGUCCCCCUCCUCAUCCCUCUGCCCUUGGUCUUUCUGUCACCAUAUCGACCCAAGCAGGGCCACCCAUGGUGGAGCCUCUCCCUGUCAGCCAACCCAGAGACCCUGAGACCCAGACCAGGGUGGAGGGGCUGAGGCCAACAUCUGCUAAAUCACUGGGGCUAACCCAGGGCCAGGUGGCCCCUCAUGGCCCAGGGAGAGUUCCAGGGCCCAGGGGCCGCAAGCCUCCUCCUUACCCGCACAAUGGAAACUUUGAUCGGGCAAGUAAAGGAAAGGACCCCAGGAAGACUCCCCCAUACACUGUGAAAAGAAGGCUGCUCUCGACCACGGUGUGAGGGAGGCGGUUGGAUGGAUGGAGCCACAGCCAGAGCUGCAGGAGUAGAGGCCAAGUUUCCAAGGUGACGGGAGGCG
Molecule: messenger RNA, 2254 nt
Organism: Coregonus clupeaformis (lake whitefish)
Lineage: Eukaryota; Metazoa; Chordata; Actinopteri; Salmoniformes; Salmonidae
Product: proline-rich protein 36-like
Exons: 2
Coding region: 187-2178 (663 amino acids)
Biological process (GO): positive regulation of translation; positive regulation of cell size
Source: RefSeq, a predicted model, not a curated record